AUGAAUAUAAUUCAAUAUGAAACAUGUUUGCUUGCUAAAUUCAAUCCAGAAAUAAUUCAAACAAAAGUUGAAGGUCGAAAAGUAAUUGUCGAAGCUAAACAAGAAGAACGUCAACCUGAUGACGAUUACAAUAUUCAAGAAUUACGAAAAUCAUAUGCAUUACCUGAACAUGCUUAUCCAAAUCAUUUAGCAUCAUAUGUAACACCAAAUAAGAUAUUAGUUAUUGAGGUUCCAAUUCAUAAUCCUGAAGUAGAACGUCGAGUUGCUCAAGCAAAGAAUGAAAAUCAAAAUCUAAAUUUUCAACCACAAAUUGUUGAUAAAGGUGAUAAUAAAAAACAACUUGAAAUGUCUAUUGAAAUGAAAAACUGUAAACCAGAAGAAAUCAAAGUAUCAACAAAGAAUAAUGAAUUAAUUAUCAAAGGUGAACGUCGACAUAAAGAUGAUAAUAGUUGUGAACGAUCAUUCUAUUUCAAACCAACAACAUUACCACCAGGUACACAAGUUGAACAACUUCAAUCACAUUUAACUGAUGAUGGUCAAUUGAAAAUAGAAGCACCAUAUGUUGAACAACAACAAGAAGCUACAAAAUCUGGUGAACCAAAGGAAGCUACUACAAAACUUGUUGAAGAACAGAAAAAAUAA
Molecule: messenger RNA, 642 nt
Organism: Rotaria sp. Silwood1
Lineage: Eukaryota; Metazoa; Rotifera; Eurotatoria; Philodinida; Philodinidae
Source: the annotation of a GenBank genome assembly